Toxorhynchites rutilus septentrionalis is the source of this 2428-nucleotide messenger RNA. RefSeq names its product pseudouridylate synthase 7 homolog (gene Pus7). The coding region runs from base 99 to 2240 and encodes 713 amino acids. The record is from RefSeq and is a predicted model, not a curated record. Lineage: Eukaryota; Metazoa; Arthropoda; Insecta; Diptera; Culicidae. Gene Ontology annotation, biological process: pseudouridine synthesis. Gene Ontology annotation, cellular component: nucleus. The transcript is spliced from 3 exons. Gene Ontology annotation, molecular function: RNA binding; pseudouridine synthase activity.
UGUUUGAUGCUGUGUGUUCUUUCUGCGCCGGAUUACUACACGUGCCUUGUUGCUUUGUAUUAUUCGAAGCAAACGAUCUUCAGAGAAUAGUAGUUAAAAUGGGAAGAAACAAUUUCCAACAACGCCCAGGUAACCGUCGAUUUAAUCAUAAAUCCAAACAUGGGGGCACAAAAGGUGACUUCAAUCCAAAAAGAUCCCGACAGGAUCACAAAUCGGAUAGAAACAGGCGUUUUCCGCAGCGGCCAAACAAUCCGAACGAAUCGUUUGCUGUGUCCGAUCUGAAGGAAGAGCAAGUGUUUGUGACGGAAUAUGUUUCCACCGGCGAAGGUUUUCGUGGGAUUUUGAAAUCUAGAUUUGCAGAUUUUCAAGUAAACGAAAUCGACAACGAGGGAAAUGAAGCAAUUCUAACGGACUUAACCAUGCCGGUUCCACCGAAGGACGAGCAAGGUGAGAAGACCGAUGCUUUGAUCGAGGAUGAACUGGUACAAUUAAUUACUAAGGAAAAAGUGGAACAAAUUCGGUACUUGGCGAGUGCUAAGGACAAAUGUAGCGAUAUCGUUGAAAUCGAUGUCACCGAACUAUCCAAGGAAGAUCGUGGCAAAAUACACAAUAAUGCAAAAUCAUUAUUUGGAAGUGCAAUCGUGGGCUCCACUAUCACAAAAGAGGAACGAAAGUACAUCACAUUUUCCGUUUAUGAUAAGUUCAAGGUGAAGGAUCGACGACAAAAAUGGCUCUGGCCGUAUCCUUUUACACACUUUUUACUAUAUAAAGAAAAUGUGGACACUAUACAGGCUACUUCUCAGCUGGCUGAGAGCAUGAGAUGUUCCCCCUCUGCGUUUGCUUAUGCAGGGACUAAGGAUCGGCGUGCGAAAACAACACAGUGGAUUAGUAUUAAGCACUACGAGCCAUCCAAAAUAAUCGGUGCAGCUAGAAGUAUUAAAAACAUUAAAGUUGGUAACUUUUGCUUCAAGCCGAACACACUUAAAUUGGGUCAACUCGAAGGGAACCGAUUCAGAAUAGCGUUACGGCAGCUAUCUGCGGAGGAAGAUGUAGUUAAAGUAGCGUUGGAAAAUUUUCGAACGAAAGGAUUCAUCAACUAUUUUGGUUUACAAAGAUUCGGAAACAAUUCUUCUGUUCCGACGUAUAAAAUUGGAAUAGAGAUGCUUAAGGGUUGCUGGAAGGAGGCAUGUGAUCUAAUUUUGAAACCCAGGAAAGGCGAUCCUUGGUUCAUGAAACAGAUGCGUGAUGAAUGGUCCAAAACCGGUGAUGCAAAAAGUUCAUUGGACAAGCUGAGUCCGAGUAACAAAACCAUUGAGAGACAGAUUCUACAAUGGCUUUCAUUCCACGAUAACGACUACAAGGGUGCCCUGGAACACUUACCGCGGAACAUGAGACUGCUGUACUCUCACUCGUAUCAGAGCCUGGUCUGGAAUAGAAUAGCAUCACGUAGAAUUCAGAAAUAUGGUUGCCAAGUUGUCCCAGGAGAUUUGGUUUUUAUCGAUGAUACAGCUGCGAAGAUAGCUAACGAGGACAUCAUCGAUGAAAAUGUAACUGUAGAAUUAUCAGAAUCAGCUCCUCAUGACGAGGACAUUGAGGAACAAUCAACAGAGGUAUCUCGCUUCAAGACUAUGGUUAAACCACUUACGGAAGCCGAUAUUGAAUCGGGACAAUAUACAAUCUUCGAUAUUGUUCUUCCGCUUCCUGGUCAUGACAUAUCGUACCCAACGAAUGAUAGUGGUAAAUGGUAUGAAGAAGUUCUUGCAGAAGAUGACCUCUCCUCAGAGAAAUUGAAGCGGAAAUCGAAGAAUGAAUCACUCACUGGUGCCUAUCGGAAAGUUUUCAUAAAACCAGAGAACCUCGAAUGGAGCAUAGUUUCGUAUGAGAAGCCGACUGAUACAAUAAUUUUAUCCGAUUUGGAAAAGUUGAACGGGGAAAAAUUGAACUUGAAAGACGAUGGGAACUCCAAAGCACUCAUUUUGGAUUUUCGAUUGCCUACUUCUACGUAUGCGACAAUGGCAUUACGUGAGAUCCUGAAAGCUGAUACUUCGGCUUUACACCAACGUUCUCUAGAACAAGAGCAGAGCAAGCACGAGGGAGUGACCACUUUAGAAGUUCAAAAUAAAUCAUCGACACAGGAAGUAGAGGAUCACAAAACAGAUGAAGCUGCUUGUCAAUCAAACGAAACAGAUAAAGGCAUGAAUGACGAUGAACCAUCGGAGAAGAAAGUGAAGCUGGAAUGAGUAGCAACGAGAAACUAAGGACUUUCUGUUGAAAUACAGUGGCUGUUCGGAUUUGUUUACAAUCAUGGAUUUCCCAGCGGCAAUUAGAAAGACUUUAUGAUGUUUGUUACAAUAUUUAUCAAUAAAUAUCGUUUCACAAUCAGUGUUCUGCUUUCAAGUAGUGUCAGUAAGAAUGCUUGAUAAGAAAA